AUGUAAAGCUGCUAUAAUAAAAUUGGUGAUGAAGGUGCAUCAGGCUUAGGUUCUGGUUUAGCAAAGUGCAUUAAUCUCUCAAAUUUGACACUUAUCAUUUAUGGUAAUGAAAUUGGUGCUAAAGGUGCAUCAGGCCUAGGUUCUGGUUUAGCAAAGUGCAUUAAUCUCUCAAAUUUGAUACUUAACAUUUAUUAAAAUUAAAUUGGUGAUGAAGGUGCAUCAGGCUUAGGUUCUGGUUUAGCAAAGUGCAUUAAUCUCUCAAAUUUGACACUUAAUAUUUGCUAUAAUAAAAUUGGUGAUGAAGGUGCAUCAGGCUUAGGUUCUGGUUUAGCAAAGUGCAUUAAUCUCUCAAAUUUGACACUAGAUCUUGAUGGUAAUGAAAUUGGUGCUAAAGGUGCAUCAGGCCUAGGUUCUGGUUUAGCAAAGUGCAUUAAUCUCUCAAAUUUGAUACUUAACACUUAUGGUAAUGAAAUUGGUGCUAAAGGUGCAUCAGGCCUAGGUUCUGGUUUAGCAAAGUGCAUUAAUCUCUCAAAUUUGAUACUUAACAUUUACUAUAAUAAAAUUGGUGAUGAAGGUGCAUCAGGCUUAGGUUCUGGUUUAGCAAAGUGCAUUAAUCUCUCAAAUUUGACACUAGAUCUUGAAUAAAAUUAAAUUGGUGAUGAAGGUGCAUCAGGCUUAGGUUCUGGUUUAGCAAAGUGCAUUAAUCUCUCAAAUUUGACACUUAACAUUUAAUAAAAUUAAAUUGGUGAUGAAGGUGCAUCAGGCUUAGGUUCAGGUUUAACAAAGUGCAUUAAUCUCUCAAAUUUGAGACUUUAUCUUGAAUAAAAUUAAAUUGGUGAUGAAGGUGCAUCAGGCUUAGGUUCUGGUUUAGCAAAGUGCAUUAAUCUCUCAAAUUUGACACUAUAACUUGGUUUGAAUAAAAUUGGUGAUGAAGGUGCAUCAGGCUUAGGUUCUGGUUUAGCAAAGUGCAUUAAUCUCUCAAAUUUGACACUAUAACUUAGGUAAAAUCAGUUUAUUUGUUUUGGAUUGUGA
Messenger RNA from Tetrahymena thermophila SB210, 1032 nucleotides. RefSeq lists its product as hypothetical. Gene Ontology annotation, cellular component: perinuclear region of cytoplasm; cytosol; nucleus. The transcript has 12 exons. The record is from RefSeq and is a predicted model, not a curated record. Gene Ontology annotation, biological process: nucleocytoplasmic transport; activation of GTPase activity. Lineage: Eukaryota; Ciliophora; Oligohymenophorea; Hymenostomatida; Tetrahymenidae. Gene Ontology annotation, molecular function: small GTPase binding; GTPase activator activity.